Seriola aureovittata is the source of this 7095-nucleotide messenger RNA. Its product is annotated as E3 ubiquitin-protein ligase SH3RF3-like. The coding region runs from base 426 to 2957 and encodes 843 amino acids. The transcript is spliced from 10 exons. The record is from RefSeq and is a predicted model, not a curated record. Gene Ontology annotation, molecular function: metal ion binding; protein binding. NCBI's taxonomy places the organism in Eukaryota, Metazoa, Chordata, Actinopteri, Carangiformes, Carangidae.
UCACUAAGCGGCUCCGCAGCUGCCUGUCUCUAGUGGUUAUAAGGUAUCUUUCUCUCCCUCUCUCUCUCCCAGUCUGUAUCAAUCUGUCUCUGGUGCGUGAGCGCGCGCUGCAAUUGUGAUCUGCGCGCGGAUGAUGAUGAUGAGAGCGUGACCUCACCGCUUUCUGCACAGCUGCUGGAGAGAGGGGGAGACUCAGAGAGGGAGAAAGCGCGACACAGAAACACGUUGGGGGAGACGCGGAGAGCUACAGACCAGCGGAGAACAUUCACAACACAGGCGCAACUGUUCGGUGAACGGGGCUCCGUCACGGGGCGACCGUUGGCUGCUUCCCGCCGGUCCGCCUCCCAGAAUGUUCUGUGCUCCCGGUUCAUUUGUACGGUACACGAACCAGUCGCCGCGGCGUUCCCACGGACACUGAAGCCCAGAUGCUCACCCUCUCCGCCGACAUGGACGAGUCUUCGUCGCUUCUGGAUCUGCUGGAGUGCUCGGUGUGCCUGGAGCGCCUGGACACCACGGCCAAGGUACUGCCGUGCCAGCACACCUUCUGCCGCCGCUGCCUGGAGAACAUUGUCAGCUCCCGGAACGAGCUCCGCUGCCCGGAGUGUCGCAUCCUGGUGGACUGCGGGGUAGACGACCUGCCCGCUAACAUCCUCCUGGUUCGCCUCCUGGACGGUAUCAAGCAGCGGCCCCAGCGAGGGAGCGGAGGAGGAGUAGGCGCAGGCGGCAGGCAGUCCCUGGCUGGGGGCUCGCUGCAGGGAUACGCAGCCGGGAUAUCAGCUUCUCCCCCGGGCAGUGCGAUCAGAGAGCUGCCCGUAGCCACCAGGAGCUCCCCUGUUAAGAAUAUCCCAGCUCUGCCUUGUGGUAAGGCCCUCUACUCCUACGAGGGAAAAGAACCAGGCGAUCUCCAGUUUUCCAAGGGUGACAUCAUCAUCCUACGACGCAAGGUGGAUGACAACUGGUACCAUGGCGAGCUCAACGGUUGCCAUGGUUUCUUGCCUGCGAGUUACAUCCAGUUGUUGCGUCCCCUGAGUCAGACUCCGCCCCAGGGCAAAGCACUGUACGACUUUGAGGUCAAAGACAAAGAUCAGGAUAAAGACUGUCUGGCCUUCAGCAAGGAUGAGGUACUGACAGUAAUCAGGCGAGUGGACGAGAACUGGGCAGAGGGCAUGCUGGGAGACAAGAUUGGUAUCUUCCCUAUUCUUUAUGUGGAGUUAAAUGAAACAGCCAAGCAGCUAAUGGAGAUAGACAAACCUACGCCAACUAACGUUCCAGGUCCGAGUUCUGAGCCAGCCCCGUUGGGCCCCUGCUCUCCUGGCCCCUCCCCCAGCGCUUCCCCGUCAAAUGGUAACGGCUCUGGUCAUCGGAGAGGUGAAGGAAAGAAAAACGCCAAGAAGCGGCAUUCGUUUACGGCGCUGUCCGUCAGCCAGAGGGCCGCCCAGCUCAACAACAGACACAGCAUGGAGAUCUCACACCCAGUGCUCAUCAGUUCCUCUGACCCCAGGGCUGCUGCACGCAUCCAGGAUGCAUCUCCCCCAGGUCCCUCUCCCUCCUCGGCAGGGGUACUGGUGCCCCCCAAAGUGGCAUCCAUAACCUCUGAGCUGCUGGCCCAUGCCAAGGUGCAGCUGCCACUCAACAUAUAUCUGGCUCUAUACGCCUACAAGCCCCAGAAGGCUGACGAGCUUGAACUUAGGAAAGGGGAGAUGUAUCGGGUGACAGAGAAGUGUCAAGACGGAUGGUUCAAAGGCACCUCACUGAGAACCGCUGCCUCCGGUGUCUUCCCAGGAAACUACGUGACCCCUGUGUCCAGGGCUCCAUUUGGAGUGGGUGCUACUCGUGGCUCGUGUCUGUCAAGUCCAGUAGGUGGAAGUGGAGGAGGAGGAGGUGGGGGAAGUGGAUGCAGUCAGGUGGGGAGUAAAAUCUCUGACCCGUCGUCUCCAGCUUCCCCGGGGCCCUCUUCGUCCCGUCCCUCCACCCCACUGGUAAACUCAGCCAACUCCAUUCACGCCAUUAGUCCCGCCUCCUCGCCGCAAACUGCCGCCGCCCAGCUGAAGAACUGCCUGCGCUCCAGCCAACACACGGUUAACCAGGCACGCACCUCAAUGCAGCUGGUCCACAGUCCUCCUGCUGGAAGCCCGGAGCGCCCCACGGUGGCCAUCUCUCCCCUGCGUCCUCAGAGCUCCUCCCCCUCACGUUGCCACGGCCAGUCAGGUCGUCCGCUCUCCAUGGUGUCUCCGGGACCCAGCUUAGGGCCCUCACCCCUCUCUUCUCCCGCCUCACGGCCCCUUCUGCCGCUCUCAUCCCCUCUCUCGUGUCUCACACCUCCUAACGUGUCAGCGGUGCUCCUCAACGGCGAGCCGGCCAGUCCACUGCAGCCACCAUCACCAGGCCCCUCCCAUGCCCCCACCCAGGGAGCCCUCGCACCCAAACCAGAGAAGAAGGAAAGGAAAGCGGGAGGUUUAUUAAAGCUCCUAUCAGGGGCAGCGGCUAAGAAGAAACCUCGCUCACCUCCAUCCUCCCCGCCCACCCACAACCCCUCAUUGGCUGACCCCAUCCACCAUUCUCACCACCAUCACCACCACGCCCGCUCAGGUUCCUGCCCAAUGGCGUCGCAGGGGCGAGCCGGCUCCUGUCCAAUUGAGAGCGAGAUGGCAGGGGCCAUUGGGUUGGAGCCGCUGCACAGGAAGUCCGGUUCCCUGGAUACCAACUUCCCCAUGUCACCCCCAGCAACACGCGUUGGCAACCCUUUGAUGGUUCUCCGGCCUGAACCCAAACCCCUGUCCAGAGAGAGGUAUCGUGUGGUGGUGCCCUACCCCCCGCAGAGCGAGGCGGAGAUCGAGCUGCGGGAAGGAGACGUGGUGUUUGUCCAUAAGAAGCGGGAAGACGGCUGGUAUAAAGGCACCCUGCAGAGGACGGGACAGACCGGCCUGUUUCCCAGCAGCUUCGUCGAGAGCUUUUGAACUGGAAAAAGUAGACAAAAGAGCACACAAUGUUCCUGUUUCUGAGUCAGAAAACUCACAAACAUGCUACCAGUUCACACAACAGCAGUCACACACAAAGGUUGGGCUGAUAUUGGUUUUCCAGAAUGACACUUUUGGAUUAAAUAUGGAUACCGACCUGCAAAAACACCUGUGUAAAUUUGAUUUAAAAAGCUGCUAGCCCUAAAAAAAAAAAAAGAAAGAAAGAAAAAAAAAAAGUCUGGAAUUCAAUGGAGAAUUUUACUUUCAAACUUUACCAGAAUAAUCUGUCAAUAAAUGCUGAACUAAAGAAUAUUUAAUACUGUCACAAAACAUCAUUCAUUUUAAUAGUCUCAGAAACCCAUAUCGGUCCAACUUAUUCCCACAUACAAACACACACACACACACACACACAUAUACAGGAAAGCUAGCCCCAGCUUCGACCAGCCCAGCCAAAUAGGAAGCAGGUCAGCUUUUCCCCGUCACUCGCCUGACGACAGCGUUGGGUCAGAGUUGCCUCGUCCGACUAAGUGUUCGGACUUGUGACGUUGACUACUGAAGGCACACAGACUCAAAGAGCACAGAAAGACAAACCUCUGCCUCCCAGUUCUCCUCCUUGGCAUCAUCCACCAGCAAACACUAGCACAAAAAGCAUUAGCUCUGCUUUUCCACUGAGACCUCAGAACUUGAGUUUGGGUGCUUUCUUUGUUUGAGAAGUGAAGAUUUACCACCAGGUGAUGAGGGAAGUGUGUGAGCCUACACACCAGGAUCAUUGUAAGCACAUAUCUGUGUCUAGUUUGUGACAACAAGCAGAGGUGUUUCUUUUCAGCCCAAUAUAUGUUAAUAACAAUGCAUGUAGCAUUAUUAUGUUUUUUAUAUGUUGAAAUAGAUGUUUGUGUUGUCCCAAACUAGCCAUGCUGUGAUGAUCUGUCACAGGAUUUUUAAUUUAAAAAACAAUAAUUGGUACAAAAAGUAAAAUAUGAAUUAGGUGAUUCAUUUUUUUUCUAUUUAUAUAUCACAUAUGAAUUUAUACAACCAUUUUUUUUUUACAUUUCAUAGACCUCGCAGCUGCAUUGAACCGAAUGAACUGAUUUGCUGAAUGUAGAGAGAAACAGGAAGUUACGCGAAAAUUCUCUAAAGAACUGAUUUGUAUUUAUAGAGUUGUGUUUGAUCUUCUGUGUGGGAUUAGAGACAGAGAGAUGCACUUGAUGAUAUCUGAUACAACUUGCCAAUAUAGCUACAUAUACAGUAUUUUACACACUUUCAUUAUUUAUUUGACAAAAGGGACUUCCAUGGCUACUUCACAACAUUGUAUUUUAAGAGCAAGCAUAAGUUUUCUUUAAGCAGGUACAACUCUUUUUUAGUAGGAUAAAAAUCAUAACAAAACUUUUUUACAGCCAUUUCAGUUUGAAAUGUGUGAGUUGAUGAUAUAGUUGGUGCCAGUAAACAGCAACAGGAAUUCCUCUUCCCUCAGCCCUUUCUUCACAUACAGAUUUUUUUUUUUGUCAGACUGCAGCAAUAUUGUGGAACAAAUCAUGUGCUGAUUUGAUGCUUGUGGAGGAAUGUUCGGUUGAGGGGGAAACACCUGUGAGUCAGAGGACAGGGACACAAAUUUGUCAUCACGCAACUGCCAAACAACUUUUCCUCUGAUCUUGUCAACCUUUAACAAGUAUUUUUGUACCGUUUCAGUCAGUGUACAGUCAGUCUGCUUUGUGAAUUUAUACGUCCUGAGUGUGGAUUAAGGCUUGUCUAGUUUACAUCCAGCCACAACUAUCUACCUUGUUCCCCUGUUUCUGAAGAUAGAAGCACAGUGAAACUCAGAGCUUGACUUGCUCACUGUGUGUGUGUGUGUGUGUGUGUGUGUGUGUGUGUGUGUGUGUGUGUGUGUGUGUGUGUGUGUGUGUGUGUGUGUGUGUGUGUGUGUGUGUGUCUGUGUGUGUGUGUGUGUGUGUGUGUGUGUGAGUGAGUGAGUGAGUGAGUGAGUGAGUGAGUGUAAGAGGUCAGCAGGAUUUUAAUACCGGCCAUGUAUUAGUAAAUGGAGUGGCUCUCCGCACCUUCUGUUUUUUAAAGACACUUGGCCAGAAUUUAGCACAAACUGCUACAGGUCAUGUGCACACAGGUGAGGCUCAAUCACUGGCUGAGCACACAUUUGUCUAAUUGGGUCUAACUGGACCAUAACCAGGUGAGAGUCUGUCAGUGGAUAAGCACACCUUGGUUAACUGGAUUCAAGACAAUAAAUACAAACUUCCAGACAGACGAGCGACGGUACAGAUGACGAAUCAAAAUCAAAAGCCUUAUCAACCUUUUUCACGCCAUUAGAUCUAAUGUUUUGAUCCAUAUCAUUAUUUUCAGCACAAUACUGACCUGUCAUGGUAUUGCCAUUGAGGAGACAAAAGAACAGGCAAUUUGUACUUGUUUGUUUUUCCCAUUAUUAGAUUGUUGGGGGGAAAAAAUUCAAACGUAAUCCCUUAAACUGUGAAGGAAAAUGAACAAAAACAUGGAAGGGAGAUACAUUUCACAAAGUGAAAACACACACAGUAAUUACAGAAAGAAACAUGGUCUGCAAUCGUUUUCUGGAGGCUGGCAGUGCUCUAUGGGUAAUUCUGUGCAUGUGGAGCAACAGAUGAAACCAAAAACACUCUGCAAUUUAGAUUUUUUUUUUCUCCAGCAGGUCACAGCUCACACAAACUAGGGCUAGACUGACACAUGAAGUUUUUCACUUACAAUUUUGGCUAUAAAGCAGUUGGUCUGAUUUUUUUCACUAUUUAAUUUCCGCUAUUUUAACCCCAUUUUAUGUAAGUGAAAUGAGUAAAAGACUAUGAUAAAUGUUACAGCUUUCAGUGGGGUGUUUUAGUUCAACCAGGUAAAAGUGCCAUUCUAUUUGCCAUGAAAAUGUCAGAAGAUAUUAGUUACUGGAAACUUCAAUCCAAACAUAUCUGCAUUGGCUUUCAAAACCUGUCAGUCAAACCCUAGUGCCUACAAACGCCAACACACACACUCACACACACACACACACAUAUAUAUACACACACAAAUACACUGUAUCUGGCAGAACAGUCUGUCUUUCCUCUCAAUCUCUUCUUUCUCACUCCCUUCAUUUGCUAUGUCGGUACGAUGAGCCUGCUGGUUGUUUUUCUUGCAGAUCUGUUCUGCUUGACUCCAUUACAAAAAAAACCAGCAGAUCCCAGAGCAGCUCUGCACAAAACCCUGAGCGAGCGUCUCUUUAUCUGUUUGUACACCCGCUGAACAGAGGACUCUAAUUUCUACUGAGUCAAACUUAAGCACAAGUCCUCGUUUGUGUCGGAGAUGAACGUGUCUCGACAGUCUUUUCUUUUCCAUGAGGCUGAUGCUGUGAGGAGGAGGAGGAGAAGAGUUUACACGAGUCAAAACAUCAGGAAUACAACCACUGCACAGUGGUCACUUUACAUGAAAUAACUUGAACCGCUGGUUUCACAAAUGUUUUCAUGUGUUUUAUUUACGUGAUGUGAGCUUGUCUUUCGCCUCAGCUUCCUGGUUGUAAAUACCACUUGAGUACAGCUUGAAAAAUGUGAACAAGCCAUUAACAGAGGUGGUUAUUGCCACUGGACAUGAACACAAACCAUCGCACAUCCAAAUUUUUUUCAUUGGACUUCAUAUCAAAUUACUGUCCACUCCCUUUUUGGAACAUCCUUCCAGGAAGUCUGAGCACUCACCCUGCCAUCUUGAAUUAGAUGUCAGCCAUAUUUGUUCCUAUGGAUACUUGUGUGUCUGUGUGCGUGCGCAUGUGUGUGUGUGUGUGUGUGUGUGCGCGCAAGGGGAAGGGAGGCCUCUGUAUGUAGCUCUUUACAGGAAAAAGGAACUUUAUGAAAAAGUUUGGCGUGAUGUGGACGCUCAUGCCUCAUCAGGACUCAGUCGGGUUGUUUGAGUCGAGCGGUACAGCGAGAGAAACCGAAAAAAAAGAAAGUAUAUAUAUAAUUCUAUAUUGUGCAGAAUAUUUAUAGGCCUUUUGUGCCAUUGAAGUCAUGCUCUGCGCUGACCAAGCCCAGCGCUCUCUACCAUGUGAUCAUUAUACAUCGUCUUGUACUGAUGACCCGUGGUUGAUUUGAUUGUUUUUUCAUGUCAAGUGCAUUUUUCGCAAUAAAUGCCUUUGUUUUAAAACAGA